ACCGCCCCCAGGACACAAUCCGGGCAAGUGAGGGCCAACUCGUUCUGUCCACGGAGCCCGCUGCGUUAGCGACGCAUCGAGUUCUCGGUGAGCGGCAUGCAGCUCCUGAUGAGGGUGCCGUCUCUUCCUGAGAGGGAUGAACUGGACUGCAACAUAUGCUACCGGCCCUUCAACCUCGGGGACCGCGCUCCCCGCCGCCUACCCGGGACGGCGCGCGCCCGCUGCGGCCACACGUUCUGCACCGCCUGUCUGCGCGAGCUGGCGGUGCGCGGCGACGGCAGCAGGGCGGCGGCGCGCGUGGUGUGUCUGCGCCGCGUCGUUACCUGCCCUUUCUGCCGCGUGCCCACCCCGCUCCCGCGCGGUGGGGUCACGGAGGUCGCUGUGGACCCCGACUUGUGGUCGCGGCUGGAGGAAAAAGCGCGGGCCGAGCGCAAACCAGAUGAGGCGGGUAGCCAGGACAGGGAACGCCGCGACGCCGACCAAGAGUACGACGACGAGAAAGAGGAGAGCGAGAAGGGGGCGGGGCCUAGGGGCAAGGGGUGGCGCGCGCUGCGGAGACUCUGGUCCGGGAUGCUGGCCCCUACGCGCCGCGAGCGGCAUCCGCUGCCUAGCAACGUGCUGUACUGCCCGGAGAUCAAGGACUUAGAUCACAGUACCCACUCCACGCUGUAAACGCGGAAAUGGGAAGCUACGGUGGAAGGAAGGUGAGAGCUGCAUUCUCAGGGUGUGCUUUAGUACAGGGGCUUGAUGCCAAGGCUAUCCCCUCUCCCAUCCCGGAUUGGCACUGAUGAGGGAGUUGGGCAGACGGCAGGAGGGAACGUCCUGGGAGGUGUUGUGGAGCUGGGGGAGGCUCCUAGACUAAUCGCCCCCAUCUACACACUGUGCCACCUAAGACAUUAGGAUGGAGUGGCUCAAGGAUAAUAGUAAUAAAGUCUGCAUUCCCGUGAGAAGAUGAUAGUUUUCUUAGCUGUGACUAGCUUUUGUCCAGGGCAGCUCUGGGGUGUGGGAGCAACAGGUCAUUAGCAAUUGUGCCAAUGAUUGAAACUUUUUAAAAAAACGAUGGGAGAGAAGAGGCCAAUUUUCAUGUCAUGUUAACCUCUUCUCUAGCAGGUAAGAGAGCGGAGAAAAAUAAGCUGGUGGUUUUUUUCUUCCCUCAGUGCUGGUAUGCCUGUCCCCACUCCCGGUACUGUUCCUAAAAUUACUAAGCUGCCUUUUUACCUUGCUUUGUUUUACAAGCUCCCUUCAACUUGUUAAGACAGGUAUCGUAAGGCCCAAACGGGCACUUAUCUGAGGCACCUAAUUAAGGCCUAUCAAGGAUAGAAGGGAGAGCUAUUUGGUAAAGGCAUACGAAUUUAAAAAUACUUGUACUAUCUGUGUUAUCUUUACAGUCACAGGGAAACACUGUCACUACUGAAAAAAGAUGCUCAACAUGAUUUUAAACUUACAUCCCAUAACCGGACAUCUGUUUUACACCUUGGAUUCUAUUUUAAAAUCCUGUAAAUAUCAUAGUAGUUAUAGUCAAGAAUCAACAGCAUUGCAUCACUGGGAGAUUGUUGGAAGUACAAAUUCUCAAGAUUCCACUUCAGACACUGAGUUUUAACAAGAAUCCCAGGUGAUCCAUGUGCACAUAAAUUAAGUGGCACUGGUCCAGGCCCUCAAUUAUCUGGGAUAUUACAUCUGUGGAUGGAAUAUUUAAAACACAACUGGUAUAAGUAACAUACUACUUUACAUUAAAGGUUCUAAAAUGACAGUUUCUUGCUGAAAAAAUCUAAA
Manis pentadactyla (Chinese pangolin) is the source of this 1773-nucleotide messenger RNA. It is a transcript of the gene RNF227, whose product is annotated as ring finger protein 227. The transcript is spliced from 2 exons. Lineage: Eukaryota; Metazoa; Chordata; Mammalia; Pholidota; Manidae. The record is from RefSeq and is a predicted model, not a curated record. The coding region runs from base 97 to 672 and encodes 191 amino acids. Gene Ontology annotation, molecular function: ubiquitin protein ligase activity. Gene Ontology annotation, biological process: protein ubiquitination.